AUGUCAGCGGUAGGAGGAGAUUGCACGCAGGCAGGCUCUGAAGGAGAAGAGGCAGAGAGAGAGGCGCGGCUGAAUGAAGCCAAAGAGCAGGGCCAUGAGCCCAAUGAUGAGGAGCUGCAGCAGGAAGGCAAGGAGAAGGAAGAGCUGCCCCCUCUCUACACCCCCGACCCCCGCCCCAGCCCCCUCUACUGUGGCUUCUACUCCCAACUUGGGGCCUUCUGGCUCUCCAUGGUACACACACACUUACCAGGGCCGUCUCAUUCUCUCUCUCUCACUCACUCACUCAUGACUUUGCCACCCCAAAGUGGACAAAUAUGUGAAAUUUAGCCUGCUGGUACAUGGACAAUUAUUAUCAAGCCAAACAUGGACAAUUCCAUAAGGAGUUGACAAAAGUGCAGAAACACACUGGCACUGGCUACUUUUACUUGUCUCCUCAAUAAUUUUUUUACAAAAAUGAAUGAUUUAUGGUUGUAAUGUAUUUAUUCAUUUAAAACAUAUUUAUGGAAAUGCUAUAGUUCUUUAUCUGGAACUUUUAAAUCUCUUUCUGUUAAAAUAUGAGUAAUGUUUUUGUUACCUCUCAUUCUGGCUGAUAUUCAGGACCAAAUUCCCCUUCAGAUUUUGAGCACACAAACAACACCAUAAAGCCACUCCCACUUCUCAAUUCAAGGAAAACGAAAGUGAUUUAGGAUAGUCUGCUGCUCAGGCUGUGUUUGUGUGCAACAAAAUGGCAGAGGCCAUUUUCAACAACCAAGAUCUGUUAUUUUGUUCGAUAUGCUUGGAUGUACUUAAGGAUCCAGUGACUAUACAUUGUGGGCAUAGCUACUGUUUGGGUUGUAUCAACAACUGCUGGGAUCAGGAUGAUCGGAAAGGUGUCUACAGCUGUCCUCAAUGCAGACAGACCUUCACCCCAAGGCCUGUUCUUAAUAAGAGCACUGUCUUGGCUGAAGUGGUGGAGAAACUGAAGAAGACAGGAUCCCAAGCUCUCUGUUAUGCUGGACCUGGAGAUGUGGAGUGUGAUUUCUGUACUGUAAGGAAACUCAAAGCUGUCAAGUCCUGUCUGGUGUGUCUGACUUCUUACUGUGUGACUCACCUCCAGCCUCACUAUAGCCUUUCUACCUUAAAGAAGCACACGCUGGUCAAAGCCACACAACUACAGGAGAAGAUCUGCUCUCACCAUGAAAGACUGUUGGAAGUUUACUGUCGGACCAAUCAGCAGUGUAUCUGUCUGUUGUGUGUGAUGGAAGAACAUAAAGGCCAUGAUACAGUCUCAGCUGAAGCAGAAAGGAAUGAGAAACAGGUAAAGAUUGGAAUUGUGAACUAGCUCUUUUAAUGCAUUUUUCAACAUUUCACAAUUUCUACACUGCUCAAAAAAAUAAAGGGAACACUAAAAUAACACAUCCUAGAUCUGAAUGAAUGAAAUAAUCUUAUUAAAUACUUUUUUCUUUACAUAGUUGAAUGUGCUGACAACAAAAUCACACAAAAAUUAUCAAUGGAAAUCAAAUGUAUCAACCCAUGGAGGUCUGGAUUUGGAGUCACCCUCAAAAUUAAAGUGGAAAACCACACUACAGGCUGAUCCAACUUUGAUGUAAUGUCCUUAAAACAAGUCAAAAUGAGGCUCAGUAGUGUGUGUGGCCUCCACGUGCCUGUAUGACCUACCUACAACGCCUGGGCAUGCUCCUGAUGAGGUGGCGGAUGGUCUCCUGAGGGAUCUCCUCCCAGACCUGGACUAAAGCAUCCGCCAACUCCUGGACAGUCUGUGGUGCAAUGUGGCGUUGGUGGAUGGAGCGAGACAUGAUGUCCCAGAUGUGCUCAAUUGGAUUCAGGUCUGGGGAACGGGCGGGCCAGUCCAUAGCAUCAAUGCCUUCCUCUUGCAGGAACUGCUGACACACUCCAGCCACAUGAGGUCUAGCAUUGUCUUGCAUUAGGAGGAACCCAGGACCAACCGCACCAGCAUAUGGUCUCACAAGGGGUAUGAGGAUCUCAUCUCUGUACCUAAUGGCAGUCAGGCUACCUCUGGCGAGCACAUGGAGGCCCCCCAAAGAAAUGCCACCCCACACCAUGACUGACCCACCGCCAAACCGGUCAUGCUGGAGGAUGUUGCAGGCAGCAGAAUGUUCUCCACGGCGUUUCCAGACUCUGUCACGUGCUCAGUGUGAACCUGCUUUCAUCUGUGAAGAGCACAGGGCGCCAGUGGCGAAUUUGCCAAUCUUGGUGUUCUCUGGCAAAUGCCAAACGUCCUGCACGGUGUUGGGCUGUAAGCACAACCCCCACCUGUGGACGUCGGGCCCUCAUACCACCCUCAUGGAGUCUGUUUCUGACCGUUUGAGCAGACACAUGCACAUUUGUGGCCUGCUGGAGGUCAUUUUGCAAGGCUCUGGCAGUGCUCCUCCUGCUCCUCCUUGCACAAAGGCGGAGGUAGCAGUCCUGCUGCUGGGUUGUUGCCCUCCUACGGUCUCCUCCACGUCUCUUGAUGUACUGGCCUGUCUCCUGGUAGCGCCUCCAUGCUCUGGACACUAUGCUGACAGACACAGCAAACCUUCUUGCCACAGCUCGCAUUGAUGUGCCAUCCUGGAUGAGCUGCACUACCUGAGCCACUUGUGUGGGUUGUAGACUCCGUCUCAUGCUACCACUAGAGUGAAAGCACCGCCAGCAUUCAAAAGUGACCAAAACAUCAGCCAGGAAGCAUAGGAACUGAGACGUGGUCUGUGGUCACCACCUGCAAAACCAGUCCUUUAUUGGGGGUGUCUUGCUAAUUGCCACCUGUUGUCUAUUCCAUUUGCACAACAGCAUGUGAAAUGUAUUGUCAAUCAGUGUUGCUUCCUAAGUGGACAGUUUGAUUUCACAGAAGUGUGAUUGACUUGGAGUUACAUUGUGUUGUUUAAGUGUUCCCUUUAUUUUUUUGAGCAGUGUAUAUCAUUGGCACUGACUUUCAAAAUCAGUUCAGAAACACAAAAACAUUGUUUUGAAAACAUAACCGUUGACGUGUUUGAGGGUUCUAAAGCCCUCAUUAGGCUGUAAAGCAGGGAAUAAAAAUGUGUGGGCCAAUCAUUGUUCAAAGUUGUGAUAUUUGGAGACACAUGUUCCAAUAACAUUAUUUCCAAAGAUGAACACAGUGCAAUAUGAUUGUUUGUUUACAGAAGCAGUUUGGAGAGAAAAGGAGAAAAUACCAGAAGAGAAUCCAGGAGAGAGAGAAGGAGCUGCGAGAGUUGAGACAGGCUGUGAAGACUCUUAAGGUGAGUAUUGGCUAUACACCUGCAUACAUUUAUAAAGCAUAAGUGCUCCUUUACUGAACAAUAAAUGCUACAUAAAAUACAAUGUCUCUACAGCAUACUGCAGGGGCAACAGUGGAUGAGAGUGAGAGGAUCUUUACUGAGCUGAUCCGCUCCAUUGAAAGAAGGCGCUCUGAGGUGAAGGAGCAGAUCAGAGCCCAGGAGAAGAGUGCAGUGAGUCGGGUUGAGGGACUCCUGCAGCGACUGGAGCAGGAGGUUGCUGAGCUCAAGAGGAAAGAUACUGAUCUGAAGGAGCUCUCAAACACAGAGGAUCACAUCCAAUUCCUCCAGGUGUCAAUGAGUCAUGACUCAUGAGCUCCACACAUGGGUCUCACAAGUGUUUCCCAAUGGAACUGUCUCUUGAUUUCUUUCAAAGUAACAUUUCUUUCUCAUUAACAUUUGUUUCUCUUUCUCUUUAAUUUUUUGCAUUGUAGGGUUUCCAGUCUCUCUUAGUCAGUCCAGAAUCUUAUGUCUCACCAUGCGUCACUGUCAAUCCACAUGCCCCUUUUGAGGCUGUGAAGAAAGUCCUUUCUGAUCUGAGAGAGCGAUUGGAAACAAUGUCUAAGGGCAUUGCUAAGAUGUCUGAAAAAAGUAAGGAAAGAAUGUAUCUGUCCUCAAAAAUAUGUAAUGAUGUAAUGUCUGCUAGUUAAGUAUUUAGGUGAACAAUUUAAUCACUAGACCAUUCAUCUUUGUCCUUAUCCUUAGUCCAAAUCGAUCCUGAUCCCAAGACAAAAGAGGAAUUUGUAAUAUGUAGGUAACAAUUUUAUAUUUUAUUACUGACACACAUACACACACACAAAUAACUUGUAUUUAAUUUUUUUCCAACUUUCAGACUCCUGCCAGCUUACAAUGGAUCCCAAUACAGUAUUUGAAAACCUUCGCCUCUCUGAAGGGAACAGAACAGUGACAUGGAGCAAAAAGGCCCAGUCCUAUCCAGAUCAUCCAGAGAGAUUCACUGAAUAUGACCAAGUGUUGUGUAGUGAGGGUUUGUCUGGAAAUUGCUAUUGGGAGGUAGAGUGGAAAGGGGCUAGGGUUGAGAUAGCUGUCUCUUAUAAAGGGAAAGGGUUGAAAGAGUGUGGCUUUGGAUACAGUGAUCAGUCCUGGUGUCUGUCCUGCUCUCAUUCAGGAUGCACUUUCUGGUACAAUGGUAUUAUGACUAAAAUAUCUAUCCCCUGCUCCUCCAGAGUAGGAGUGUACCUGGACAGCAGGGCAGGAACUCUGUCCUUCUAUAGCAUCUCUGACACGAUGUCCCUCCUCCACAGAGUGCAGACCGCAUUCACUCAGCCCCUGUAUCCUGGGUUUAUGGUUGGUAGAGGGGAAUCUGUGAAGAUAAUGCCACCUAAAUAGAAAUACAGUAUGAUCAGCUAAGACAGAAAUCCAAAUGGGGCUUCAGAAUGAUAAACAUUGCUUCAGUGUUAUACCCAUAGGCUAGAUAAUAUAUCAGUGUUCUAUGGUUAUACCUAAAUCUUUUGGGAAUAUCAUUUUCAAUCACUUUUAUUAGAAUAGUAUGACUCUAUGGCAUCAUCUUUUUCUGUUUUGCUCACCUCAUCAACAAUUACCUUUUCACUUAUCUGUACAGGUUAUUGUUAUUCAGAUCAAAUCAGAAUGUGUAAAUCAAACUACAAUGAAUCCAAAACUGUGGAAUGUGAUCUUUCAAAAUAAAAGUAAUCAUGGAAUUUAAAUAGAUGGUUCUACUGAUUUAUUUUAUUUACUUUACAGGAACCUAUCUUAUGUUUAGAAAUAUAGAUGCAUUUGUUGGAUAGCCUACUUUAUCUAGGUUAACAGUAGAAAUACAAAGGUCCACCACACACAUCUUUAAAUUAAAUGGUACAUAAUAUUUCUGAAUGCACGUAUAGCUACCAAUUUAACACUAUCUGAUUUAUUUCUGGAAAAAAAAGUUAAUGUGAGUCCUGAAAAAGCUUCAGUGGUGAUAGAUGACUUCAUUAACCAACAUGCUCUGCAAUUACAAAGUCCCUCUCCCAGUGUUGCAAAGCAAUGAGUCAACUUCAAAAGAAGAUGGACUCCUCUGAGAAACAGACAGAUGAAACCAAUUUACAAGGUAAUAUAAAAGUUCACAGCUCAACUAAUUAUAGAUUUUGACUACAGUCACUGAAUGUUGGAAUUGACCUCUUAAGGAUCGGACCCUUCUUUUCAAUUUUCGCCUAAAAUGACAUACCCAAAUCUAACUGCCUGUAGCUCAGGACCUGAAGCAAGGAUAUGCAUAUUCUUGAUACCAUUUGAAGGGAAACACUUUGAAGUUUGUGGUAAUGUGAAACUAAUGUAGGAGAAUAUAACACAUUAGAUCUGGUAAAAGAUAAUACAAACAAAAAAACAUGUGUUUUCUAUUUCCAGUUUCCAUGAUAUGUUUUUUGUUGUUGUGCACUCUCCUCAAACAAUAGCAUGGUAUUUUUUCACUGUAAUAGCCACUGUAAAUUGGACAGUGCAGUUAGAUUAACAAUAAUUUAAGCUUUCUGCCCAUAUAAGACAUGUCUAUGUCCUAGAAAACUUGCUGUUACUUACAACAAUCAUGCUAAUAACCUUAGCGCACGUUAGCUCAACCGUCCUGUAUAUGGGACACCGAUCCCGUAGAGGUUAAUAGGUAAAAUCAAAGACACAUUUAUUAUUUACCCAAACAUGUUUACUGAUGAGGGAAGUAAGAAGCAUCUCUGAGUCUGACCCCAAAAAUGUUAAAGAGAAUUUUCAAAAAUGUUCAACUUCAUAUUAAUCAUCUCCAGCACCACCCCAACAACAACAUGUUGUGGAGAGAAAAAAAGAUAGAGGAAGAUAAGUGUUUCCAAUGGCAUCAUCGGUGUGUGUCAUGCGAUUUUAACCAAUCAUGAGUAGGCAAGGCCUACUAAUUGCCUACUAAUUGUCUACUAAUUGGUCAAUGAUAUAAUUGGAAACACUUAUCUUCCUCUAUCUUUUUUUCUCUCCACAAAACAUAGUAACGCGCCAUUUUCACAUACAGUGAGGGAAAAAAGUAUUUGAUCCCCUGCUGAUUUUGUACAUUUGCCCACUGACAAAGAAAUGAUCAGUCUAUAAUUUUAAUGGUAGGUUUAUUUGAACAGUGAGAGACAGAAUAACAACAAAAAAAUCCAGAAAAACGCAUGUCAAAAAUGUUAUAAAUUGAUUUGCAUUUUAAUGAGGGAAAUAAGUAUUUGACCCCCUCUCAAUCAGAAAGAUUUCUGGCUCCCAGGUGUCUUUUAUACAGGUAACGAGCUGAGAUUAGGAGCACACUCUUAAAGGGAGUGCUCCUAAUCUCAGUUUGUUACCUGUAUAAAAGACACCUGUCCACAGAAGCAAUCAAUCAAUCAGAUUCCAAACUCUCCACCAUGGCCAAGACCAAAGAACUCUCCAAGGAUGUCAGGGACAAGAUUGUAGACCUACACAAGGCUGGAAUUGGGCUACAAGACCAUCGCCAAGCAGCUUGGUGAGAAGGUGACAACAGUUGGUGCGAUUAUUCGCAAAUGGAAGAAACAUAAAAUAACUGUCAAUCUCCCUCGGCCUGGGGCUCCAUGCAAGAUCUCACCUCGUGGAGUUGCAAUGAUCAUGAGAACGGUGAGGAACUACACGGGAGGAUCUUGUCAAUUAUCUCAAGGCAGCUGGGACCAUAGUCACCAAGAAAACAAUUGGUAACACACUACGCCGUGAAGGACUGAAAUCCUGCAGCGCCUGCAAGGUCCCCCUGCUCAAGAAAGCAGGGGGACCGUCUGAAGUUUGCCAAUGAACAUCUGAAUGAUUCAGAGGAGAACUGGGUGAAAGUGUUGUAGUCAGAUGAGACCAAAAUUGAGCUCUUUGGCAUCAACUCAACUCGCCGUGUUUGGAGGAGGAGGAAUGCUGCCUAUGACCCCAAGAACACCAUCCCCACCGUCAAACAUGGAGGUGGAAACAUUAUGCUUUGGGGGUGUUUUUCUGCUAAGGGGACAGGACAACUUCAUCGCAUCAAAGGGACGAUGGAUGGCGCCAUGUACCGUCAAAUCUUGGAUGAGAACCUCCUUCCCUCAGCCAGGGCAUUGAAAAUGGGUCGUGGAUGGGUAUUCCAGCAUGACAAUGACGCAAAACACACGGCCAAGGCAACAAAGGAGUGGUUUAAGAAGAAGCACAUUAAGGUCCUGGAGUGGCCUAGCCAGUCUCCAGACCUUAAUCCCAUAGAAAAUAUGUAGAGGGAGCUGAAGGUUCGAGUUGCCAAACGUCAGCCUCGAAAUCUUAAUGACUUGGAGAAGAUCUGCAAAGAGGAGUGGGACAAAAUCCCUCCUGAGAUGUGUGCAAACCUGGUGACCAACUACAAGAAACGUCUGACCUCUGUGAUUGCCAACAAGGGUUUUGCCACCAAGUACAAAGUCAUGUUUUGCAGAGGGGUCAAAUACUUAUUUUUUGUUGUUGUUAUUCUGUCUCUCACUGUUCAAAUAAACCUACCAUUAAAAUUAUAGACUGAUCAUGUCUUUGUCAGUGGGCAAACGUACAAAAUCAGCAGGGGAUCAAAAACUUUUUUCCCUCACUGUAAGGUCCCACAGUUGACAGUGCAUGUCAGAGCAAAAACCAUGCCAUGAGGUCGAAGGAAUUGUCCGUAGCGCUUCGAGACAGGAUUGUGUCGAGGCACAGAUCUGGGGAAGGCUACCAAAAACUGUCUGCAGCAUUGAAGGUCCCCAAGAACACAGUGGCCUCCAUCAUUCUUAAAUGGAAGAAGUUUGGAACCACCAAGACUCUUCCUAGAGCUGGUCGCCCAGCCAAACUGAGCAAUCGGGGGAGAAGGGCCUUAGUCAGGGAGGUGACCAAGAACCCGAUAGUCACCCUGACAGAGCUCCAGAGUUCCUCUGUGGAGAUGGGAGAACCUUCCAGAAGGACAACCAUCUCUGCAGCACUCCACCAAUCAGGUCUUUAUGGAAGAGUGCCCAGACGGAAGCCACUCCUCAGUAAAAGGCACAUGACAGCCUGCUUGGAGUUUGCCAAAAAGGCACCUAAAGGACUCUCAGACCAUGAGAAACAAGAAUCCCUGGUCUGAUGAAACCAAGAUUGAACUCUUUGGCCUGAAUGCCAAGCAUCACAUCUGGAGGAAACCAGGCACCGCUCAUCACCUCGCCAAUACCAUCCCUACGGUGAAGCAUGGUGGUGGCACCAUCAUGCUGUGGGGAUGUUUUUCAGCGGCAGGGACUGGGAGACUAGUCAGAAUCGAGGGAAAGAUGAACGGAGCAAAGUACAGAGAGAUCCUUAAUAAAAACCUGCUCCAGAGCGCUCAGGACCUCAGACUGGGGCGAAGGUUCACCUUCCAACAGGACAACAAACCUAAGCACACAGCUAAGACAACGCAUGAGUGGCUUCGGGACAAGUCUCUGAAUUAAUGUCCUUGAGUGGCCCUGCCAGAGCCUGGUCUUGAACCCGAUUGAACAUAUCAAAUCAAAUCAAAUGUAUUGGUCACAUACACAUGGUUAUCAGAUGUUAUUGCGAGUGUAGCGAAAUGCUUGUGCUUCUAGUUCCGACAGUGCAGCAAUAUCUAGCAAGUAAUAUCUAACAGUUCCUCAAAAAAGAUCUAAUACACACAAAUCUAAGUAAAGGAAUGGAUUAAGAAUAUAUAAAUAUAUGGAUGAGCAAUGUCAUUGUCAGAGCAGCAUAGGCUAAGAUGCAAUAGAUAGUAUAGAAUACAGUAUAUACAUAUGAGAUGGGUAAUGCAAGAUAUGUAAACAUUAUUAAGAUAGUAUAGAAUACAGUAUAUACAUAUGAGAUGGGUAAUGCAAGAUAUGUAAACAUGAUUAAAGUGCCAUUAUUAAAGUGACUAGUGUUCCAUUUAUUAAAGUGGCCAGGGAUUUUCAAGUCUGUAUGUAGGCAGCAGCUAGUGAUGGCUGAUGGCUGUUUAACAGUCUGAUGGCCUUGAGAUGGAAGCUGUUUUUCAGUCUCUCGGUCCCAGCUUUGAUGCACCUGUACUGACCUCGCCUUCUGGAUGAUAGCGGGGUGAACAGGCAGUGGCUCGGGUGGUAGUUGUCCUUGAUUCUCUUUUUGGCCUUCCUGUGACAUCGGGUGCUGUAGGUGUCCUGGAGGGACCUGAAAAUAGCUGUCAGCGACGCUCCCCAUCCAACCUGACAGAGCCUGAGAGGAUCCGCAGAGAAGAAAACUCCCCAAAUACAGGUGUGCCAAGCUUGUAGUGUCAUACCCAAGAAGACUUGAGGCUGUAAUCGCUGCCAAAGGUGCUUCAACAAAGUACUGAGUAAAGGGUCUGAAUACUUAUGUAAAUGUGAUGUUUCAGUUAAUUUUUUUCUUUUUUUUGCACAAUGUUCUGAAAACCUGUUUUUGCUUUGUCAUUAUGGGGUAUUGUGUGUAGAUUGAUGAGGGGGGAAACUAUUUAAUAAAUUUUAGGAUAAGGCUGUAAUGUAACAAAAUGUGGAAAAGUGAAGGGGUCUGAAUACUUUCCGAAUGCACUGUAUAUCUGGUUGGAAACAAGAACUUGCAGAGAAUAAACUUGAUAGAUAGACCAUUUACCUAAUGUUCUUAUUUAGUGGUGUAUUGCUCCUUAUGCCUUUCUGCUUUGUGGUGUUGAGAAAGGCAGAAGACACAUUUCUGUUUACACCAAUGGACAAGAAAGUUAGUAUCUAUUCUAUUCUAUUGUUAUUUAUUUUGCUCUUUUGCACCCCAGUAUCUCUAUUUGCACAUACUCUCUUGCACAUCUAGCAUUCCAGUGUUAAUACUAUUUGUAAUUAUUUUGCACUAUAGCCUAUUUAUUGCCUUACCUCCAUAACUUGCUACAUUUGCACACACUGUAUAUAUAUUUUCUGUUGUAUUUUUUGACUUUAUGUUUUUUUACCCCAUAUGUAACUCUGUGUUGUUGUUUUUAUCGCACUGCUUUGCUUUAUCUUGGCCAGGUCGCAGUUGUAAAUGAGAACUUGUUCUCAACUGGCUUACCUGGUGAAAUAAAUAAAUAAAAUAAAUUGAGGUGAAGAUUUUGUCCUAACUUGCACAUAGAUCUGAGGCUGUCUCUAUUCAGACCAUAAGCAGUUUCCCAAUGCAAUAACCUAUCGAAGUACAUAACACGCUUGUGCUUGCAUUAGUGGGUGCGUGUGUUGAGCUGCCAGAGGCAAGGCACAGAAGAAAAGGGCGAGGCUUUCGGGAAGGGAGGGAAAUAGUUACGUAACCAAUGACGUCAGGUGAGCCAACACAUUCGUCAUUUAAACCCAGGCGGGAAAGUACAAUUAACGUUGGGCUCUCGUGAAGUCUACGUUGAAAGUGUAUGUCCCGCUUGUAUCAGUUUGUAGGGUGAAAAAUUUGAACAACAUGGUAAGGACGAAGGCAGACAGUGUCCCCGGAACUUACAGAAAAGGUAAUGUUCUACAAUCAAAACCUGAUGAAGUUCUGUUACACGUAUUUAGUUUGACUCAAACAAGUGAACGUUAGUUUGAUGGUUAUUCAUUGUACGAAACUGGACUCGCUAGUUACUGUAGCCAACACGUUUUGCGAACAUAAUUGUCACCCCUGCAUUCCAUUAUUUUGGACAAACUUUAACUGCUAAUAUUCGAUUUUAGUGAUUAGAUAGUUUGAUUGACUGGGUAAGAUUCCUGUCUCCCGCCAACACAGCUGGCGCGCAUGCUAACCCAGACGGAUGUUGGCUUUGCUUAGCUAAUUACGUUCGUACUCGCAUCUCAUGAUUUUUGUGCCGGAUUGGAUUGUUACCUUUUAACACUACACUUGCACCAAUAAAUUAAACGUUUGAUGUUUACAAUUUAAAGAAUGGAUAACGAAUUGGCGGAAAAUUUCUUAUUCGCGUAUUUUCGUUAGCUAGCUAACUAGUUGGUGUUUAUUAUCCUCAAUCUGGCGCCAAUUUCGACGCCCAAAUAAGCAAACAAGCCAGUCAUGCAAAUGUGUCGGUGGAGAUUACUUUGCAAAACAUUGCUACUUUAUAACUAAAACUCUGCAUUGCAAUACACGGCACUUGCUUGAUUAAAAAUGACUUAACAAGCGCUUAUACCAUUUCAGCUGUGGCUGCAUCUGCACCCAGGAAGUCAUUGGGUGCCUCGAGUUCUGCAAAUGCAUCAAGCAGCUCUCAAGCAGGCACCCCUGGUGAGUCAUGAUUUCAUUCAGCCUCAAAGUGAUUUUUUUAAACAUUUUAGUCAUUUAGCAGACGCUCUUAUCCAGAGCGACUUACAGUUAGUGAGUGCAUACAUCAUGUAAGGUAGAUGCCUACUUAACCAUUUUUGGUAGAUGCUUAACAACUAUUCCCUCCAGAUGUUUUUCUUUCUCAUGUGUCCAUCAGUGGUGAGUAGUCAUGGCAGAUAUGUCUAAAUUGUGAAAUGUAAUGAUGCCAUUAUUUUUGCAGCAAAGAGUAAAUUUGCUGGCGGGAAUCCUGUGUGUCCUCGGCCCACCCCAACUUGGCAAAAAGGCAUUGGGGAUUUCUUUGGUGGGCCCGGCUGGAAGCCUGAGAAAGAGAACCAGCUCCCCCAGUCAGAUGAUGAAGAGGCCGGAGGUAGUGGAGUGUCCAAGGCAUCCAAGAAGUACGUUUGAGUGCUAUUAAGCUUAGUUUUAGUGCCUGCUGAUCUGAAGGAAGUGAAGUAUAUUCUCAAACAUUUUCUUUAGACUCUGUUACAAAAACCUUGUCAAAGUUACUAAUAUAAAUAACUAAUUCUGAUACUUCAAACUACAGCGUUGCAUCUGUCUGUUCUCUAUAUGUAACGUUGCACUGUUUUUGGAACAGAUUCUGAAGAUUAUCAUUUUAGUAAUUUUUUUAUCCUGGUUUUGUGGAGUUAUUUGCCAAAGCAGAAUCAAUGGGAAACACGUACAAUUCCUGCUGUUGUUUCUGUAAAAAUGUACCCUAAGUUUUGGAGGUUCAUCUGGCCGGUUGUGAUUCUUUGUAAGCACGUUGGGUGACGUGUCAGGUUUCACAUUUUCAGGGUACAUCUAUGACUUUCAGUGUGCUGCGGAGCCAGUUCAAAUGUAAUUAUGGGUGACACAACAUUGCUGUCCCAUCUAAUGUCAAUCACUCACCUUUCAGAUCCAGACCACUGCCUGGUGAAGACGAUGAUGAAUGAGCUUAGCCAAUGGUGUCCCAAUUGAAAAGCCAUUGCUUCUAGUACUCGAAUGGGCUGGCAGAUUUAAUGUAUAUCUUUGUAUAUAAUUGAUUAAUUCGUGGUUUUUGUACAGAAGUUAAUAAACCCUUUUUUGUAUGCAUGA
Messenger RNA from Coregonus sp. 'balchen', 12419 nucleotides. Lineage: Eukaryota; Metazoa; Chordata; Actinopteri; Salmoniformes; Salmonidae. The record is from the annotation of a GenBank genome assembly.